Molecule: messenger RNA, 11759 nt
Organism: Xyrichtys novacula (pearly razorfish)
Lineage: Eukaryota; Metazoa; Chordata; Actinopteri; Labriformes; Labridae
Source: the annotation of a GenBank genome assembly
AGGUUAAAGGUUUUGGGUAAGACGUGGUUCCAGUUUGGAGGGAUUGUGUGUGAAUAAGAGAGAGAGAGAGAGAGAGAGACGUGUGUGUGUGUGUGUGUGUGUGUGUGUGUGUGUGUGUGUGUGUGUUUAGUGGAGUACAUCUUAACAUCUUUAAAAUCUGUAAACUAGGUUAAAGGUUUUGGGUAAGACGUGGCUCCAGUUUGGAGGGAUUGUGUGUGAAUAAGAGAGAGAGAGAGAGAGAGAGAGACGUGUGUGUAUGUGUGUGUGUGUGUGUGUGUGUGCGUGUGUGUGUGUGUGUGUGAGGGGAGGGAUGCUCAGCAGCAGCUGAAGGCAGCGUCAGAAGGCGACGACUCCACGGCUCGACUGGCUGCUCCUCCGGCAUGUAAGUUCAGUUUUUUUUCUCACUUCUCCUUUUUCAUUCUCUGACCGACUGGUUCAGGACGUUUGUGAUUAUCAUGAAGGCUCAGAAAACCUUUCCUUAUCUCAGAGAUGAGAGCUGAGACAGAGCUGUUAGUGCAGAGAUGUAUGAACUGAUUAUCCUCUGAAGUCCUUCUUUAAGCUCCGGUUUCAGCUCCUCUGCUGUCGGUCACAUAAAAACAGAAUAUUUGGAGGUUCAUGAACACAGUAAAGAUCUGAAUAUUUCAGCUUCUGCAGAUUUAUGAGUUUGAAAAACCUGUUCAGAGAAAAGUCAGUGAAUCCUUCCUGCUGAUGUUUGAUAAAGGAAGAACAGAGAGGAAGUUUUCAUCGGAGCUCAAACUUUAUUCUAAGAUGUAUUUCACUAACUGUUUAUUUCAGAAAUGAGAUUACUGACCUUCUCUCCAUUUAAAACACUAAUCUCUGAUGUUAACUCCAUGCAGGUUUGUUCUGUGGUUGUUUUCUGUUCCAGUGUUUGUCCUCUCUACAUCACAAACACACUCUGCUGCUCAGGAAAUGUCAGUUUCUAUAGUGUUGUUAUAUCUACAUGAGGUUCUUGGUUUUUAUCAUGAUCCAAUAAGAUGAAUACUUUAAAUCCUGAACUGAUCGAUAAGAUUGAACUAUCAGGUUUGUGGGUGUUUCUUUUUUAACCUCCAGCUGUUUUUCUAAACUGGAUUUUCUAGAUUUAAACAUUAAUCUUCAAGUUAAAUUCUCUCUAAAUGAUCUUUAUUUAAAUUUCCAUCCGUGUAAAUCAGUCCCUCUGAGUUAAACUAGGACAGACGCUGGUGUUCGAACCUUCACAGCAGGUCUGAGUUUUCCUGAGGAGCUUGAAUCUCAUGUGUGCUCGUCUGUUUCUAACGUCUGCAGGAUCGGUCUCAUGCAUGUGUAAAAUGUCCAGAAUUGAAGGAUGAAGAACUACUAAAAGCAGGGCUCUGCUGCACGCCUGUCUCUCUCUUUUGGCUUCACUCUGCAGGAUUUGUGUAAAAUCUCUGCGUAUGAAUUAUUGUUGGUCUGGUCAGAGUCGAAGGAUGUAAAAAAGACGAGGAGAGAAAGUGUCACCGGAUGCGACGGUGAACUUUAAGAUUCAGGAGGAAGUUCCUCUAAAUGUCGUUCCUCGUUUUGGACCAAAGGGAGCAUCCCACUCCUUUUCUCCAUGCUGUGAUUUCAUUGUUUUCUUAUGCAAAGAGGUUUCUAUUCAGGGCUGGGGGGCGGGGGGCUGCUGCAGAGGGGGGGGGGGGGGGGCACAGCUCCUAAGACGUGGCGUGGAAUCUGUGUUAGGCUUUAGAGAAAUGAAACCAGGCUAGAAGAGGCUUUGUUUUGGCCCAAUGAAUCAGUAUUCUUUUGAGGGGGAAUCUAAAGAGCUCUUUCAGGCGCUGCUCCCCCUCCCUCUCCGUCCUCUUCCUCCUCCUCCUCCUCCUCCUCCUCUUCUUCAUUGAUGGAGGACAGACUGGAGGCCUGCUGAGAGCCGGUUCUCUCCUCAUAAAAGGCUGCAGGAGGAGCGAGAAGAGCAGGAUUUGCUCUGCCAGCUGACAUGUGAAAGAGCUCCUUUGCUUUAAUGGAGGCCUGAAAGAGGAGUCUGUCAUUUCUCAGCACAAUAACAACAGAGCGCCAGAGAGGGGCUUUAUGGGUAAUUGACUCUCUUUCUCUCAGUGCACAGCCAAGAGUCCGCGCCGCAUUUCUGCUCUGAGCCGACGCUGCAGCCGCCACUGAAGCUCCGACUGAAACUCCGACUGAAACUCCGACUCCUCCAGCUCGUCUUUAUCGAUACGGAGAGAGAUCGGGAAAAUAUAUGAGAGUUUAAAUAACGUCUAACUCUGUGUGUGUGUGAGUGUGUGUGUGUGUGUGUGUGUGUGUGUGUGUGUGUGCGUGCUGAGAACAGGAACAGGUUCUGCAUACAUUAGCCUACUUUCAUAAUCCUGAUGCGGCUCCGACUACAAUAGUCCGAUUAUUUGGUUUAGUGUUCAGAGAUCUGGAGGAGAGCAGAUUUCAUUUGGACCAUCUGGCCCCAGAACACCAGACCGGGUCAGAUCCGGAUCAUGACAACUUCAACACAACAUGUUCAGAUUAGGACUAAACACUUAAACUGAGAUUUUAGACACUUUCUAGAACCUUCAAUCUGUUCAGGUUCAGGUUCAGGUGAGACCGAAGACCUGACCCUCUGUGAAACCAGAGGCCCCUGAGCUCAGAAGAACCAGGGGCCCCAAAGGUCCAACAGAACCAGGGGCCCCGAAGGUCCAACAGAAACCAGAUUCAUGGAGAUACAUGUCUGCUAAUCCCUAAUGCUCCUCUGUAGUUCCUCAGAAAAACACUGUAGUAGUUUGUUGUUUGUAGUUUGUGGUUGUUUGUAGUUUGUGGUUGUCUGUUGUUGUUUGAUGUUGUUAUUUGUUUGUAGUUGUUUCUGGUUGUUUGUUGUUGCCGUAGUUCUUUGUAGCUGUUUGUUGUUUGUUGUGUAAAGAAUCAGAGCUCAGUAAAAACAAACUGAAUUGUUUGUGUUUGUUUUGUGACUCGUUGUGUUUGUGUUUCACCUUUAGUUGGUGUUGUCAGUCUCUUUGUCGCUGUUUUGUGUCUUUCUCCCUUUCUUAUUUUUUGUCUUUGCAGCUUUCUGCCGCUCUGCUGUUUCCCUCCUGAGUUUGUGAUCAUGUUCAGUUUUCAUCUUUAUAGUUGUUUCGCUCUCAGUAAUUCAGAUUAGAUUAGAACUUUAUUGGUCCUCUGAGAAGGUUUCCUGGAAAAUGUUAAAACUUUUGUGGAUUUAAAGUGUGUUUGUGUGAUUUUUUUGCAGUAGUUUGUUUUUUGUCGGGGCAUUGUGUUUCUGUCAUUUUUGUGUCACCUUGUUGUUAUUGUUGUUGUUGGAUUGUGUUGUUGUUGUUGUUGAGGUUUGUUGCUGUUGUAGUUGAGGUUGAGGUUUUAUAAAAAUGUCACAGUAAAGUAUGAUAAAAAUCAUAGUAUAGUAUGUUAAAAAUGUCUUAUUAAAGUAUAUUAAAAAGUCACAGUAAAGUAUGAUAAAAAUGAUAUAGAAUAGAAUGUAGAAUACUAUAGUAUCGUAGGUUAAACAAGUCAUGGUUAAGGUUGUAAAAGAUCUCAUAUUUUGGUAUAAAAAACAUAUUUAAGUAUAAAAAAAGAGUCUCGGUAGUUUGUUACAAAAUUCAUCUUCUAAUGUGAAAAAAAUAUAUUUUAGUAUGGUAUAGUAUGUUAGAAAAAUGUCACAGUAUAGUAUGAUAAAAAUGUCAUAGUAUAGGAUGGUAAAUAAAUUUCAUAGUUUAGUAUGAUGUAAAAUUUCAUAGAAUAGUUUGUUAAAAAUUUCAAAGUAUAGUAUGUAAAAGAAUGUCAUAAUGUGUUGUAUGAUAGUAAAGUGUGUAAAAAAUAUCAUAGUAUAGUUUUAUAAAAAAUGUAAAAGUAUAGUAUGUAAAAAAAUAAUUGUAUAGUAUGUUAGAAAAAUCAAAGUAUAGCAUGAAUCACAAAGCCUUAUCUUAUGUUAAAAAUAUAGUUUUAUAUGAGAAAAAUAUCAUAUUUAGUGUCUACAAAAAAAUUCACAUUUGAGUUCAAAAAAUAAAUGUCAUAGUAUAGUAUGAUAAACCAUUAAAAUUUCUCUUAUAGUGUGUAAAAAAUUAUAUUUUAUGAUGAAAAAUAAUGUCAGAGUGUAGUAUGAUAAAAAAGGUCAUAGUAUAGUUUGUCAAAAUACCAUAGUCUAGUGCAAUAAAAAAUAUCAUGGUAUAUUAUGUAAAAAAUCAUAGUAUAGUAUGAUUAAAAAAAAGUCAUAGUAUUGUAUGUUUAAAAUGUCAAAGUAUAGUAUGUAAAAAAUAUCACAGUAUGUAUGAUAACAAAUGUUGUAGAAUAGUAUGCGAAAAAAAUAUCAUAGCAUAGAAUGUUAAAAUACCACAGUCCAGUACGAAAAAAAUGUCAAAGUAAAGUACAUUUAAAAUUUCUCUUAUAGUGUGUAAGAAUAUAUAUUUUAUGAUGAAAAAUAAUGUCAAAGUAUAGUAUGAUAAAAAUGUAAUAUUUUAAUGUCUAUGAAUAAUUUAUAUUUGAGUAUGAAAGAUAAAUGUCAUUGAAUAGUAUGUUAAAAAAAAUAUAGAAUGGGUUUGAUAGAAAACAGAUUUUUGUAUGAUUAAACAUGUCAUGGUAUAGUAAUAAAAAAAUUCUUAUUUAAGUGUGAAUAAUUAUAUUUUUGUAGUAAAAAAGGUAUCGUUAAGCAUGAAAAUAAAGUUAUUAUAUAGAAUGAUAAAAAUGUUAAAAAUUUCAUAUUUAGGUUUGGAAAAAAAUAAUCAUAUAGUUUUAAAAAAAUGCCAUUUUAUCGUUUGUUAAAAACCCAAAACUUUAAAAAAUAAUUUUUGAAAAAAAUGUCAGAGUAUAGUAUGUUAAAAAUUCAAUUUUUUUAAUGUGAAAAAAUCAUAUUUUUGAGUAUAACAAAAAUUCACAUAGUAUAGAAUGAUAAAAUUUGUCAAUAUAGGAUGAUGAAAAGUUUGAUUUUAGUGUGGAAAAUUUUUUUAUAUUUUAUUUAUAAAAAAUGCCAAAGUAUAGUACGUUAAAAAAUGUCAUAGUUGAGUGGAAAAAAAUCAAAUUUUAGCAUAAAAAAAAGGUUAAAAAAUAUUAUAGUAUAGUGUGUUAAAAAAUGCAAAAAAACCAAACAAAACAAAACAUCUUAGUUUGUUAUGGUAAAAAUGUCAUAUUAUAUAGCAUGUUCCUGUAAUUUCAGUAGAGCUCUCGCCCGCCGCUCGCAGCAUUGGCUCCGCCCCUCAUAAAAAGUCUAAAUCUCUCAGUGCAGGUAACAACAUUUAAAACACCCUCAGUGUUUUUUUACCUCAGUGUUGGCACAGAGAUGGAGACGCGGCAUCGUGGCUGAUCUACGUUCACUUCCUGUUUUUGUUAUGACCACAGUGUCCACGGGAUUAUCCUGAAUAAUAAUAAUAAUAAUAAUAACUAGAAAAUGCAAUUUCUGAAGAAAUUGCGAGUGGGAUUGCUUCAGUUGAAAUUGCUAGCGCUACGCUGCUAUUGCGAGUGGCUGAAUUUUAAAAUAUGUGAAAGGUCAAAAGGUAUGAAGUAUCAGGAAGAUUUGAAUCAGUUUGAAUAAACUCUGUUGAAUGAAUUGAAUAAUGCAUGAAUAAUAAUUUUAAAAAUUCAACAUGUGAAAAUUAAAAUGAUUAAAAACCCUGAAGUAUGGGAAAGGCUUGAAGAAUCAAUAAGGUUUGAAUCAGUUCAAAUGAGUUGGAAUUUGUUUGAAAGAACUGAAUAAUGUAUUAAGAGUAAAAAAUAUUUAAAACUGGAAAAUUAAAAGGUUACAAAUCUGGAAGAAAAAGAGGUUUGAAGAAUCAAAACGGUUUAAAUCAGUUUGAAGAACUAAAUUAUGCAUUUUCAAUGAAUGAUUGAAAAAUGGGGACAAUGUAAAUGAAUAAAAAUCCUGAUUAGACCCCAUAAAGUUUUAAAUGUUACCCCCCGUACUCUGUGUACUGAGCCUGGCUUCAUGUGUCUCAUAUGGCUGUUAGAAGCAGCUUUCCAGCCAGCUGUGUGUCUCCAGGUGUUCCCUUUGGUUGCCAUGGUGACGAUAGAUGCUUAACAACAGCAGGAGAAAGGAGGCUUGAGGCUGAGAACGUAAUGCCCAAACAACGUCAUAUUUCUCAUCCUCUGUAACUGCUGUCUUCAUGAUCAGGAGCUUGUGAGAACCACAAGGCCCGGCUGAACACGUUGAUACAACUUCUGUGUUUGUGGAGCCAAAAAUGCCUUCGCUACGACAAAUUAAAAACAUGUCCAGUUUGUGUUUCCUCUGAAAAUCCUCCUCUCAGGUUUACAUUGGAGUCAAUGGAGAAAGCUGGGGGAUGUCUGUGGCAGUUGGUGUCUGCCCAGGCCACUGUUUGUGUCCUACAGCUUUGAUUUUUUGGAUGAAGAGUGACAACGAGUUUUGCCAUCACUGUACCAAAUUUUAUCUGUGUAGAGCGAAGUGAGUUGCCACAAUCCUUUUGUAAAGACAAAGUUUUGAGGAUCAAUUUUCUGCCUGUCUCACUCUAGCUGUGAGGUCACCCACUCUAGCGGCCAACAUUCCGUGCAAUACACACUAAUGUUAAAACCUGAACCGGUCAGAAAAUCUUUGGACUUUUUGAACUGUCACUGUGAGAAAAGUAUGAAUGCCAUGAAGAUGGUGAAUGAAUGAGUGAAUGUCUGAAGAUGUGUGAAUAUUUUAAAGUUUGAAUGAAGUUUCUAGGUGAAAGUAUGAAUGAAUGAGAAGAGGUUGAAGUUGAGUACGUCUGAAGCCCUUUUCCCAUUGAAUCCCAUUAUAACGAAGUUUUAAACAAAUCUUAAUAUUUUGAAAAGUACAAAUGGGAUUAAAAAUGUUGAAGAUGUGGAAUAAUGCUGACGAAUUUGUGAAUAUUUUGGUUUUUGAAUGAAGUUUCUACGUGGAAGUAUAGAGGAGUUGAAGGCUUUUGAAGUUGUGUGAAGAAAAUGUGAGAAAAGGGACAAUUUGAACAUUCCGUAAUGCAUUUCCAAUGGGAGAAAUCGGUCGGAAAACCUGGAAUAUCUCGGAAAGUAUGAAUGUUAGGAAAUUUUUGAAUACAAGCCGGAAUCUCCUGAAUGAGAUGAAUCUUUUGAAGUUUGAAUGGUUUGAAUACGUUGAAGUAUGUGGAAGGAGUAGCGGUCCAAAAAACGGUGGAAUAAUAAUAAUAUGAACUAGAAAAAUUGCAUUUCCUUGCAGAAAAUGCGUGGAAAUGCUGAGUGCUGAAAGCUGAAAAAGCAAUGCAAAACUGCCAAUAAAAAAUGGAGGAAGGUAUAAACGGAAAAACUGUAGAAAAGGUGGAGUAGAAGAAGAAGAAAUUGUAUCAAUGGAAGAAUUGUAGUAUAGCUGGAGGUAAAUUAGUUGGAUUAAUGUACAAAUUGUCUGAUAGCCUAAGUGAAAAAUGUAUAUGAUUGAUGUGAAUAAACAGAACUGAUAUGGAUAAUUGAAUUUGAAAAACAAAUGCCUUUAAACAAUGUGUAACAAUGUUCCUAUUAAAUGUACAAAUAGUAAAACUGAUUUUUGCAGUCUGCAGCAUCCAACCAUAGUAACUUGAGAAUGCAGAACAGCACCAUCUAUUGCCCUGCUUCAGUUACUGCCCUACAUCUGAAUGCAGAAAGUAUGAAACAGCUGAAGUUAAAUUAAUUGUAUAAAUGUAGAAAGUAUAGAAAAGAAAAGCAGAAGUAGAAGAAAAAGAAGAAGUUAGUAUGUUAAAAGAGUUAAAGACAAGAACUGUAACAACAAAGUUCAUAUUGGGGCUGUAUUUUCUACUGACAGAGUGACAGUAAUGCACACAUGGAAACAGUGUGUGUGUGUGUGUGUGUGCCCGCGCGCGCGCGCGGCCGAGCCCGUGCGUGUGCAUAUGCGUGUGUGAUCGAAGCACACAGCCCAUGACAAGUGCAGAAUCUGACAGAGACAGUAAGAGAGAAAGAGAGACAUUAAUGCACUCAUGGAAACAGUGUGUGUGUAUGUGUGUGUGCCCGCGCGCGCACGAGCGGCCAAGUCCGUGCGUGUGCGAUCGAAGCACACAGCCCAUGACAAGUGCAGAAUCUGACAGAGAGACAGUAAGAGAGAAAGACAGACAGUAAUGCAGUCAUGGAAACAGUGUGUGUGUGUGUGUGUGUGCCCGCGCGCGCGCGCGCGGCCGAGCCCGUGCGUGUGCAUGUGCGUGUGUGAUCGAAGCACACAGCCCAUGACAAGUGCAGAAUCUGACAGAGAGACAGUAAGAGAGAAAGACAGACAGUAAUGCAGUCAUGGAAACAGUGUGUGUGUAUGUGUGUGUGCCCGCGCGCGCACGAGCGGCCAAGUCCGUGCGUGUGCAUGUGCGUGUGCGAUCGAAGCACACAGCCCAUGACAAGUGCAGAAUCUCUGGCUCUGAAGGAAUGUACUCACCUCCUGGGCAAGCUGUACAAUUUCAUGACUUCAGACCGAUUUUGUGAGAAGCAGGACGAGUGUACCUCCAUUUUGAUGUGUUUUUUAUGGCUGUGGAGUGAAAAUUGCGGCCGCAGCAGCAAAAUAAUCAUGCUUGGUCUAGUGAAUCCAAAAGGCCCCGCCCGCAUCGAGUGAUGACGUCAGACGCUGUAGCGUGAGUCAGGCUGAAAAAGGCAGACAACUUCAUGUUGCUCCAAGCGAAAUUGUGCAAAAACGGUAGGAAAUAGCAAAAAGGAGUGAAUACAACAUUUGUAGCAGACACGUUGCUGAACAUUUUAAAGCAAAAAUGAGGUCUGUAGGUGAAAGUAUGCAGAAGUUAUAAGGGUGAGAAGGUGUUAUAGCUGUAUCUCCAUUCAUUUGUAAUGGAACAAAUUUUUGCAGAAAAAGUGAAAUAUUGCAAAAAGUAUAAAUGGUAGAAAGGUGAAAAGUAAUAGCCGUAAUGUCCUGAAGGAGUGCAUUAGUAUAAAGUUUGAAUGGUGAAAAUAGCACAAAGUGGUAAGGAGUUGAAAAGGGCCAAAAAAGGUACGGAAGAAUAAUAAUAAUAAUAAAGAAAUAGUAGAAUAACAAUAAGUGGAAAUGCUGUGUCAGCAUUUCCACUUAAUAAUAAAGAUAUGAAUAACAUAUAGUGGGAAUGCUUCGCAAUCCCACUCAAUUAUUAUUAUUAUUAUUAUCCUGAUAUCUAUCCACACCUUAAGACCUUCAUGUGUCUGUCUCUGCAGGAUGCAAGGUUUGUUCUCAGUGACGCUGCUGCUCCUCCUGGCCCUGACGCUCACCAGCGAGGCCAACAAAAGACCCAGAGGUCAUAAAGGUGAGGUCAAAUAAUCCCACUAACUCCUGAGGUCGACAAGAUGUCAAACGUAGAGCCUCAUAAAGCCUUUAAAGAUAUUAAAACUAUCGAAGAUUUUCACCUUUUCUGCAGGAUGAGACAAAGUUCUCUUUAAAGAAGAUCAUCUCCCUUCUUCUAAAACAGGAUUUGAUCUUUUUUUUCCUCAGUUUUAAAUUCUUCUGGAGUUUUUUCCAGUUGAGGUAAAAAUAUGAAUAAAUCCCACAGGUGUCAGGUCUCAGCAGAAAAACUGACUCUGAGUCUGGAGGUGUUUUAGUUCGAGAGAGUCUGAUGUGAAACACUGAGACCUUCGAACCCUCCUCUGUCUCCUCGUUUACACCUGAGUUUGACCAAUCAAGCCGAUCAGGAUCCACUGUCAAACUCUUAGGCCCCGCCCACUCGUUUAAUGAUAUUUAAAGACGAAGGUCCGCUGUCCUCCUCAGGUGGGAAACAUGAGAAGUCCCGGCCCGUCUCCGAGUGCUCCCCUGCAGAGACUCAGUACGGGAAAUGUGUCCCAGAACAGGGAGACUGUGGAGAGGGUCUGAGGGAGGCCACGUGCAAAGACCGGACCGACAAGAUCCACUGCAAGAUCCCCUGCAACUGGAAGAAGGACAUCAGUAAGACCCCGACACCCUGAACCAGAACCACAAACAUGUCUUUACUCCUGCAACACUCACCAUGACCACUAGGGGGCAGCACCCUGACAGUAGACCUGAAUGUGGAUUAUUUAAGAGUAACUGUUUAAAGUUUCCUGAACUUCCUGUUUUUGACCCUCAGGUGACUGUAAGUACAAGUUCGGCCCGUGGGGAUCCUGCGACGCCGCCACCAACACCAAGAGCCGGUCAGGGACCCUGAAGCGAGCGCUGUUCAACGCCGAGUGCCAGACCACCGUCAAGGUGUCCAAACCCUGUUCCCCCAAAGUGAAGAAGACCAGAGGUGAGACCCAAAGAACCGAGACCCUAAUGAGGGUCCUGAUAGUACAGAGACGUGAGUCCUGAAGAGACGCAGACUGAGCAGGUUUUGGUUCUGGAGUCUGGAUCCCCUCUGAGGUGGAACCUGGUUUUACAGAACCGAACAACCCAAAAACACGUGCACACGUCACCCUGACAGAGGAAGCUCCGCCUCCACAGCGCCACAGUCACCUUCUUCUUUUUUCUGUAUUUGCAGCUUUUGUCUUCUUUAUGUUUUGAAGGUCGUUUGCUGUUUUCUCCUCUGCGUCUCCUCACGUCAGAAACAGAACAGUGACAUGAAAAGCUGCACAUGAACAUCUGAAGAUGGUUUCAAAGUGUGACGACAGAAAAUUAAAUAACAGGAUUUUUUUAUUGUUCACCAUUAAAACUGUGUUUUAACUGUUACUAAAGCUGAGUUUACCACCACAAAUUUAAAUCCAAAAACACAAAAGUCUUUAAACGUCUUUUUUCAUCAGACCUCUCCAAAUUGGCUCAGCCUGCAGUUCUCUGAUUCUCCACUAGAGGGCAGAACAGCCGUUUCAGGACCUCUGAACUGUAUUAUUCGCUCUUUUAUCGUCACAGAGGAACAAGAUUUCAGUUCAUGUUAAAAUCAUUUGAAACAGUUUCAGCAGACUUAAAAUCAGACAUUUUAAUUUAAGAGAACUGAACAAGUCGCUGUUUUUUCGUCAGAAUGUCGAUCAAGUUUAAUUAAUCAAAACGACUCGUCAGGUGAAUUUUUAUUUUGAACUAAAUAUAAAAACAGAAAAAAAUAUGUUUGAGUUUUUUUCAUCCUCAUUUUUUUAGGAAUUAAAAAACUUUAAAAACGCAAUUUUUUUUAUUUUAUCCUUUUUUUUUUAUUUCACCACAAAAACAAUAAGGAUGAGGAAAGGCACUUAUACAUACAUAUAUUAUAUUAUAUUAUAUUAUAUUAUAUUAUAUUAUAUUAUAUCUGUAAAAGACCUUUUUCAAAAUAAAAGCCUCAGGAGUAUAUUUUUGACCUUUUAUUUCACUUUAAACUUCCUCUCUUUAACGUCCCUGUUUCUCUCCAAGGUCUGAUCUUCUGCAGAAAUCUGAACGUUUCAUUAAAUCACCACAUUUCUCUCUUUUUUUCUCCUCCAGGGGAAAAGAAGACAAACUGAAGGAGGGAGUGAGGAGGCGCAGAGGACGGCAGGAUUUCUCCUCCUCCUCCUCCUCCAGCCGAUCAUCUCCUCCUUCAUCAGCAAACACAAAAACCGAGAGACUCCUCCAAAACACACCAACCACUCUGAUUUCUCUGUUUCUGUGACUUGGUGUUCUUGUGUUCACGUGUGGACAGCUUUUCCUCCUGCUAGUUAACGCUGAAGUAACGCUCCUCCUCCUACUCCUCCUCCUCCUCCUCCUCCUCCUGUAGCUCCUAGUUUAACAGAAAGUUUGAGUUAGUCUUAAAAGCUUUUACUGUAGUUCAAACUGAAUUAACCUGCAGAAACUCUCCUGACUGUCUGGAUGUUUUUCCAUCUUUAAAUAUAUAUAUAUAAAAAAAAACAAAAGAAACAUUAACAGACGUGGACGGAGGAUCAGGAUUGUCUAUAAAAUCUAUUUUUGGAAAUGUAGGUUAUUGACUUCACAGGAUGGUUCUUGUAUAAAUGAACAGAUUAAAGACUGUACAUUGUUUUGCUGAGGA